This is a messenger RNA of Blumeria graminis f. sp. triticale, 1989 nucleotides long. NCBI's taxonomy places the organism in Eukaryota, Fungi, Ascomycota, Leotiomycetes, Helotiales, Erysiphaceae. The record is from the annotation of a GenBank genome assembly.
AUGGCUCCCAAGACGCCGAAAUCCAGAAAUAGACUAUACGAAGACAGAGACAAGUCUCGGAAACACAGACGAAAGCAUGUUUCUCGGCAGUCGCAAUCAGGUAUUCCUCUAUCCGCCGAAGCGUUGGCAAAGCUUGACAAACUCAAUCGAAAGAGCACCAGAAGAAUACCUGAAGUAAAAAUAAAGAAAACGAGGAAUCAUGAACGAAUAAGAAACACCGAUGAAAAGAAAGAUCCCAACCUUGAUAAUCCUUAUUCGAAACGGAAAAGACGUCGGCGGCGAGUUGUGAGUGGAGCCUUACUAGAGGAAGGGCGGGAGCCAAAAUUAAGGGAGUACAGAAGCGGUAAAAGAGAUCAAGGGGACUCAAUUAGCAGGGGCCGCAGGAACAAAUCACGAUGGAUUUGGAUAGGUAUUGCUCUGAUCAUAUUCACCAUCAUCAUGAUGACUUUAGCUUUUAGCAAGAAGAAAAAAAAGAAUUCAAGUAUUGCAGCAAAAGUCCUUCCGGGCGACAGCGAAGAGCCAUCAAACUCCAAUCUGCAUUCAAUUUCCGAAUCUAGUAUACCAGAAGCAGCAAAAGGAACGUAUCUUGACCCGUUUUCUUGGUACGAUACGACUGACUUUAAUGUUACAUAUACGAAUGAAACUGUGGGUGGACUUCCUAUUAUGGGAUACAACUUAUCAUGGGAUGAUUCAAAAAGUGCAACUCCACACACACCUCCAAUUUCCAAACCAUGGGGCUCAUAUUCCGAGAGACCAGCUCGGGGAGUAAAUCUGGGUGGUUGGCUUUCUUUGGAGCCAUUCAUAACCCCAUCCCUGUUCAACAACGCUGGAAUAGUAGAUGAAUACACGUUAGUAAGCCAUCUUGGAAAUUCUGCCAAACGCACACUAGAAAAGCAUUAUGCUUCAUUUGUCAACGAGCAAACAUUUGCCGAUAUCGCGAAUGCAGGUCUAGAUCAUGUCAGAAUACCAUUUUCUUAUUGGGCCGUAGCUAUCUACGAUAAUGAUCCAUAUGUUUUCCGGGUUUCUUGGAGGUACUUGCUACGAGGCAUCGAAUGGGCUCGAAAAUAUGGUUUACGAAUAAAUUUAGACCUUCAUAGUCUACCCGGAAGCCAGAAUGGCUGGAACCACAGCGGGCGUCUGGGGCCUAUCGGUUGGCUCAACGGCACCCAUGGAAGUUUGAAUGCUCAACGCUCGCUCGAAAUACAUAAUCAGCUGUCUCAGUUUUUUGCCCAAGAUCGGUAUAAGAACAUCAUAUCAUUCUAUGGGCUCGUCAACGAGCCCAAAAUGACCGCGCAUGAUGUUAAGACAGUCGAAGAUUGGACGGACGAAGCAUUUACUCUGGUCCGCAAGAACGGAAUAAAAGCCCAUAUUGUGUUUGGUGAUGGGUUUAUGGGACUCCCAAACUGGAAAGGGAAGCUUCAAGGUCACGACGGGUUGGUCCUUGAUGUUCACCAAUAUGUUAUUUUCAAUAAAGAUCUUAUUGUAUUUAACCAUACCAAAAAAAUUGAAUACGCAUGCCAAGAUUGGUCAAAACAGGCCGAGGAAAGCAUGGACUUAUCCACCGGAUUUGGGCCGACAAUAUUUGCAGAAUGGUCACAGGCUGAUACAGAUUGUGCGCCGAACUUGAAUAAUGUCGGCUGGGGUACGCGCUGGACUGGCACCUAUAACUCAGGAGACCCAUCUACGACCGUUCUCAAGCCAGGAUGCCCGCUUAAGAAUUCACAGUGUGAUUGCAGUAGGGCCAAUGCCGACCCUCGAACAUACAGCAAUGCAUACAAGCAGUUUUUGCAGACCUUUGCGGAGGCUCAGAUGGCAAGUUUUGAGAAGGGAUGGGGAUGGUUUUACUGGACCUGGGAAACUGAAGCCGCGACACAAUGGAGCUACCGACUCGGUCUCCAAGCCGGAAUCCUGCCAGAAAAGGCGUACGCACCUCAAUUUACAUGUUCCAAAGCAAUUCCAAGCUUUGAUCAGCUCCCAGAAUACAUGUGA